Messenger RNA from Trichosporon asahii var. asahii CBS 2479, 282 nucleotides. RefSeq lists its product as uncharacterized. The record is from RefSeq and is a predicted model, not a curated record. Bases 1 to 282 code for a protein of 93 amino acids. NCBI's taxonomy places the organism in Eukaryota, Fungi, Basidiomycota, Tremellomycetes, Trichosporonales, Trichosporonaceae. The transcript is spliced from 2 exons.
AUGCGCCUCGGCCUCCUGCCUGACGAGAUCUGGGAGGUGCUCAAGCCGCUGGCGCCGCUGCAGCACGACUGGGAUGCCCUCCCGCACAUCUUGCCGGAGCUCAGGAAGAAGCGGCCAGACGUGUUCUCGUCCGAGAAGUUCUGGCACGAGAUUGGGGCCGAGUCACUCGGUCAGGGCAAGAAGGUGCGCACUGUCAGCCCCGUCGUGCAGCUCGACGCCUUCAACGUCAGCUUCGAUAGGGGUGUGCGGCAGAACGGCGAUGACCCUGCUGAGUUCCCCUGA